This is a messenger RNA of Capsicum annuum, 468 nucleotides long. RefSeq lists its product as uncharacterized. NCBI's taxonomy places the organism in Eukaryota, Viridiplantae, Streptophyta, Magnoliopsida, Solanales, Solanaceae. The coding region runs from base 1 to 468 and encodes 155 amino acids. The record is from RefSeq and is a predicted model, not a curated record. The transcript has a single exon.
AUGUAUCCAUUUCAACUGGUCUAUGGAAAAGAAUGCUAUUUGCUAAUAGAGUUGGAGCACAAGGCCUUAUGGGCACUCAAGAAGUUGAAUUUGAACUGGAAGAAAACAAUAGAAAUGAGAUUAGGGCAACUAAAUGAGAUGGAUGAAUUCUAUCUUAUGGCAUACGAGCGAGCACAUUUGUAUAAAGAAAAAAUGAAAAAAUACCAUGAUUGGAAGAUAGAGAAACAUGAGUUCAAAAGAGGGGACUUGGUACUUCUGUUUAAUUCCAGGCUUAAAUUGUUUCCACGAAAGCUGAAAUCUAAGUGGUCAAGACCUUUUAAGGUAAGCCAAGUCCACUCCACUGGAGUAGUGGAACUUGAAAACGAAAAUGGUAGUACCUUCAAGGUAAAUGGGCAAUGGGUAAAUCUUUACAUUGGACCAGAAGAAUCAGUGAAAAGCAUCACCAUUAUUUGUCUCGAUGAUGUCUGA